Messenger RNA from Triticum turgidum subsp. durum (durum wheat), 264 nucleotides. The record is from the annotation of a GenBank genome assembly. NCBI's taxonomy places the organism in Eukaryota, Viridiplantae, Streptophyta, Magnoliopsida, Poales, Poaceae.
AUGGUUGCCCGCGAGGGCGCCAUCCCUCCCCUCGUCGCCCUCUCCAAGUCCUCCUCCGCUGAGGCGCUAGUCGAGAUGCUACGGCAACCGCGGAGCGGGAGCCUGCGCGCUACUAGGCCGGCGGCGAUCGUUGCGGCGGGUGAUACCAUUCAGUUACCAACUCGAUCUGGACAAGCCUCUGAUCCAGAAGAGGAUACAAUCCUCUACUUCUUCCACGCCUUCACCACGGAUCCAGGAGGUUACUGUCCCCUGGCUGCUCCAUGA